Messenger RNA from Xiphophorus hellerii (green swordtail), 5816 nucleotides. RefSeq names its product bridge-like lipid transfer protein family member 3B (gene bltp3b). The transcript has 24 exons. The coding region runs from base 353 to 4672 and encodes 1439 amino acids. Lineage: Eukaryota; Metazoa; Chordata; Actinopteri; Cyprinodontiformes; Poeciliidae. The record is from RefSeq and is a predicted model, not a curated record.
GUGGGCGCUGUGGCAGCGGCCAGCCGCAGUUCCCCGGAUGCUGUAAGACCAGGUGCACUCUUUAUGAUACUGCAGAGACCUGCACCGUUCCCGAACCUCAUCAGGACACCCGGUAAUGCUUUGUCCUCUUGCCGGGGCUGCCUCUCGGACGUCUGAAAUGUCAUUUACCCGGCGGCCUCAACCCUCCCUCAGAGAAUAAAGCGAUGGGAAGGCGGUGAAAUGAAGACCGACACCGGGAGAAGAAUUUGAGCUGCUUGUUUAUAGCUCGAGUGGAGGUGGGGAAGCUAGCAGUUAGGCUGGCCAGAAAGCUCGUACCCGGCGACGGCGGCUCAAAUAUCGGAUUAGCUCAACCAUGGCUGGGCUCAUCAAGAAGCAGAUCUUGAAGCAUCUCUCCAGGUUUGCUAAGAACCUGUCGCCGGAUAAGAUCAACCUGAGCACGCUGAAGGGGGAGGGCCAGCUGACCAACCUGGAGCUGGACGAGGAGGUCCUGCAGAGUCUGCUGGACCUGCCCACCUGGCUGGCAAUCAACCGCGUGUUCUGCAACAAGGCGGCCAUCAGGAUACCAUGGACAAAACUAAAGACUCACCCAAUUUCUUUGACCCUGGAUAAGGUGAUAAUGGAAAUGAGCACAUGUGACGAGCCUCGUCCCCCUAAUGGUCCGUCUCCCAUAGCAACGGCAUCUGGACAAAGUGAAUAUGGCUUUGCUGAGAAGGUGGUGGAGGGCAUUUCCUUAUCCAUCAACUCCAUCGUCAUCAAGAUCAGCGCCAAGGCUUUCAACGCCUCCUUUGAGCUCUCCCAGCUGCAGGUGUACAGCGUCAACACCAGCUGGAGCAUCAGCGACCUGCGAUUCACCCGCAUCCAGGACCCUCAGAGGGGGGAGAUCCUGACGUUUAAAGAAAUCAGCUGGCAGAUGAUCCGCAUCGAGGCUGACGCCAUCCAGAGCGCCGAGCACGAGAUGCUGAGCGCCCCGAUCCGUCUCAUCACCAACCAGUCCAAGAUCAGGGUCACUCUGAAGAGACGGAUGAAGGACUGCAACGUUGUGGCUUCAAAGCUGAUUCUCGUCCUGGACGACCUGCUGUGGGUUCUGACCGACUCCCAGCUCAAAGCUAUGGUUCAGUAUGCAAAGUCCCUCAGCGAAGCCAUGGAGAAGUCUGCUCAGCAGAGGAAGAGCAUGGCUGCAGACGAUCAGGCAUCGUCGCCGCCCCAAACUGCCCAACAAGUGCGCACCCAGCAGGCGUCCACAGCUGCUGACCAGAGUGCAACCAUGGCUAAGCUGUUCAGCGCCUACGAUGUGUGUGAGACCUCACACCACCUCCAGAUCACACACCUGGAUCUGCACAUCUGUGAUGACAUCCACGCCAAGGACAAAGCUACCAGUAGGAGGAUAACAGGUGGAGCGAUGCAGCUUUCCUUCAGCUCCAUCACCCUCGACUACUACCCUUUCCACAAAGCAGGGGACAGUUGUGUCCACUGGAUGCACUACAGCGAAGCCACUAAAACCAGAGAGACCUGGGCCAAGAGUCUGCUGGACGAGUACAAAACUGACGUGGAAAGGUUAAAGGGUGUGGUUCGAGACCGACAAGGCCCCGGCGCUGCACACGGCUCCCCGCAUCACGGCUCCCCGCAUCACGGGAAGAUAAACACCUCCUCCUCCUCCAGCGCUUCCUUCAGCCCUCCGCCUCCGAAGACGCAGCUCAUGUCCAGCUCCUUCGUCCUCAGGAUGGCGGACUUCAGCAUCUACCAGGUGUCGACGGCAGACCAGCGGCACUCCAGCCCAAAGACCAUGAUCUCCUGCAAUAAGAAGUCGUUGUAUCUUCCCGCGGAGAUGCCGGCCAUCCAUGUCGAGUUUACAGAGUAUUACUUUCCAGAUGGAAAAGAUUACCCCAUCCCGUGUCCCAACCUCUACGCCCAGCUCAACGCCCUGCAGCUGGUUCUGGAUCCCCGCAGCCUGGUGUGGAUCAACCUCUUUGCUCUGGACUUGAGGCAGAGUCUGGAGCAGUUCAUGCAGAUCUACAAGCUCAACGACUCGCAGAAACCCGACGAACACGUCGACAUCAAGGUGGACGGCCUCAUGCUGAAAUUGGUGGUUCCCACGGAGCCGGACGCCUCCUAUGCUGCGGACUUGCCUCGCUCCGUCUCCAUCCAGACAUCAGAGAUGGUCGCCACCAACACCCGGCACCCCCCCAACUGCACCCGCUCCCACCUGGAGGCCCUCCUGCAGGCCUUCGAAGGGGAACCCUUCUUCUCUCCGUCUUUCUCCACUUUCCCUCGCUCGCCCUCCUCCGUGCCCGUCCUUCACCCCGUCUUCCAGCAGCAUGCUCACGAGCAGGACACCAAGCUGCAGCACGUCCACCGGGGGCUGGUGGAGCCCACCAUGGGGGCGGACGCCCUCAAAAUGCCUGCAGCCGCCGACUUCUGGGUGCUGCACUUCGCCCAGUUCUGGGUGGACUACGAAGGCAGCCGUGGGGGCAAAGGGCGGCCGCAGCCCUUCGUGGACUCGUUCCCUCUCACGGUGUGGGCGUGCCAGCCCACCAAGCUCGUCCAGCACCAGGAGAAGCUGAAAGACUCGGCGGGAACUGGACUGUCCAGGAGCUCGUCAGCGGAGGCGGUCGCGCGUUUGCAGAGGAAGCGAAUGUUGAAGGAGUAUUACAGCGCGGAUAGCGCGCCAGCAUCAACACAAAGUAACGGCCUACAUAAACCUCACUCACUGGACAGCGUCCCCAACUCACACUGUUCAUUGUCACCAAGUAACGACGCAGAUGUCCAUCUGUUGGUGCAUGUGCAGAAGCCACUAAGCGCUCAGGUGAGCCAUCGGCAGUAUGUGUUCCUGAUGCACCUCCUGCGCAGCCUGAAAACCCUGCAGCAAACGCUGCAGCAGGAUCUGGAGAGCAUGGCCUCCAAGAGAGAGCGCAAAGACGCACCGCACCGUCCCACCGACCACAAACCCUUCACCUUCUGCCUGGGCCUCCUGCUGAAGAGCGCCGAGGUGUCGCUCCUCAUGAAGCCCAUUCCCCAGCCUGAGGGUUCAGGAUCUUCUGCUGGGUCAGAGCUCUCCCCCUCGGAGAGCAGAGGAACGCUCGAACCAGCAGGUGACGUGGCGGAGGGGCCAGGAAAGGCCAACGAGGAGCCAGGGUCUGAAGACGGAGGAGCAGCCAAGCAACCUUGCACUGUAGACCAGCUGUUAUGUGGUGAAGGUCCAGAAGGGGGCACCACUCUGUAUGCUACCCCGUUAAUUCCCACCUCGACUUGUGAGGAGAGGACUCCGGCGAAGAACCCGGACAGGGGGGCUUCAGAGGCAGUGGGGGAAGGUUUGGUAGAUGGGUUAGGAACCGGGGAUGAAGCGGGUUCUGGGCUGGACCCGAAAACCGCUUUGACCGACCCGCUUUCUGACUUCAGUGACAAAGAGAAAGCUGCAGCUGCAAAGAUGCCUCAGUCAAUUUCCAGGAAAGGAAGUUUGUCUGUGGUUUCUGAUCUCCUCAGCUCCUCAAACUCCAGCAGAUCCACCUCCCUUUAUUCCAUGUCUAACAUCGGUCGUUUGAUGCGCGAUCGCUCCCAGUCCAGUUUCUCUGUGUCCUAUAAGAACAUGAAGAAGAGCCCGUCCCUUCAAUCUCUGGACAACAUCUCCAUAGACAGCUACUUGAUGGAAGACGGAGACACUUACAGCUUAACGGAGAGAGACGAUGUGUCCAUCUCCGGCUUCAAGGACGCCAUCAGCGAGCAGAGUGUCCCGGAGAGCGCCGCCGAGGCAGUGACUGUCCAGGACAAGGACGGGGCCGCGUCCCCCGACAGCGUCAGCGCCGCCUCCCAGAGCAUCGACGAGCCAGCCAAAGAUACGGUGUCUGUGCUGGUGCUGAAGGUCCAGACGUUGUGUGUGGGCAUGGAGGCGGUGGGCGAGAGCUCAGCCGUGACCCUUGAGGUCGGUCGGGUCACUCCUAACCAGCUGGGCAACAUUGGCCUCAGAGAGUACCUAAGCAACCGCAGCCUUGGUAUGGUGUGUUCAGUACCAAUACCUGCUCAGAGCAGCCGAGCGGGUGGGGAGACCCGCUCUGACUCCACCCGGGGUCUUUACAAUCCGGAGGUCCGGGCUCGCCUGGAGAGCGGGCCGAGCGCCGCCACUCACUCCCCGCUGGCGGAGCGCAACGGCUUCCUGCAGCUGCAUCUCCAUGGAUACCAGGCCAACUUCAUGAUGGCGUCGCUGCGCAACCUGGCGCUUUUCCUGGAGGGCGACCGCUCCACCGACGUGAUGCCCAUGGAGAUCAGAAUCAGGGACACACACAUCAACUUAGAGCAGGGAGACGACUCCGCUGACAAUCCCGACGCAGAAACAAACACGCUACACGUGGACAGCCUCGUCGUACGCAGAAAUGACGACGGCUCUUUCUCUGUCGGAGUGGACAGCGCCGCAGACGCCAAACCCAAGAAAGCGCCGACGGACAGCACGCUCAGUCCACUUCCUGAGGCGGUGAGCGGCGUCUGCAGGACAGCGAAGGCGACACAGACUCAAACGCCGCCCAGCAGCCCCAGACCGACCGACAGGGAAAAGAUGCUGCUGGAAGAGAACGAAUGCCUGAAGAUGGAGCUGUCCAGAGCCAAGAUGGCGCUGGCCGAGGCUCAGAUGGAGAAAGACUCGCUGCUUCACCACAUGAAGAGCCUAAAGAUGAACACCAGCUAGAACUGCCUCGUCAGUGACGAGCUCCAACUCUGACUACAAAAAAAGAGGACUUUUUAUUUUAUUUUUUACUUUAACUGCACACUUUGUCGAGGGAGAUACCACGACUUGUGACUUUUGAAGACUAAGAAAUGUUUUGUUCUGUUUCGUUGAACAAAUGCAAAAAGAAGAAGAUAUUCUGUUUUAAAGCUUGUGAAAAAGAUGGUAGAAAUCUAUCAUGUUUUUGGUGCCUACAGUAACUCAUCCUUUACUACUUCUGUUAUUAAAACCACCACAGAAACCUGGAGAUCUGAAAGAAAACUGAAUGUCGCAUCUUUAGAGGAAUGUCAAAAAAAGAAGGUAAAAAGACGACUUACUUUGCACUGCGCUGAGUUUUCAGUGCGUUCAAAUUCAGACUCUAAUUGUACAAGAAUGUGAACAUGUAUUUUCUACAGAACCUUGAAGGGUUUUGUAGUGUUUGCAGUUGAAUGUGAUUUUUUUUUUUCGUGCGAGUCUCAGACAGAACAAGCAUUUUGUGACGUGCGGAGGACAAACAUCGGUUCACUUUACAGCUUUUUCAAAUGCCUCCGAAUCAGCUGUUGCCUCCACGUUUGUCCUAUUUUUAUAUCUGUAAAUAUUCAAUGCUGCACUUUUUAAAACUGAGGCACUGUAAAUACAGCGAACACAGCUGUGGGAGAACAAUUGGAGCAAAGCGUGAAAAAAACGGGCCACUCUGAAGCUGCCCAACUACAUGUGUGUUUCUUUGUGUAAAAACGAAGAGGAAAAAAAAAUCCACGUAUUUGAAUGACUUUCAUGGACAAGCAAUGACAAUAUUUGCUGCUUUAGUCAUCCCUGUGUGAUAAAUUACAUGUUCAUAACUAAAAUCGACUUAUUUUUCUAACAGCAGGAAAGUGAAGGUAGGUUUACCUCUAAUAUUUAGCUGUGAUAAAUUUAGUAAACAUGUGCAAAACAUCUACUCUUAAAAAAACAAUUUAAAGUUCUUGUUCCUCCAAAAGAAAAUAAAUUUAAAAACAGAAUAUUUUUGCUGCAAUCGUUUUCUCCCCUACUUACUAGGAGGAAGUAAGCAAAAAAAGUAUUUUUUUUCUGUCAAAGCUGCUGAAAUACUGAUAGAAAAUAAAGGAUCCAUUUUGAAAGUUUCAUCUUUUUA